This is a messenger RNA of Vidua chalybeata, 6348 nucleotides long. It is a transcript of the gene MUC4, whose product is annotated as mucin 4, cell surface associated. Gene Ontology annotation, molecular function: calcium ion binding. The transcript is spliced from 27 exons. Gene Ontology annotation, biological process: cell-matrix adhesion. Lineage: Eukaryota; Metazoa; Chordata; Aves; Passeriformes; Viduidae. Bases 50 to 5953 code for a protein of 1967 amino acids. The record is from RefSeq and is a predicted model, not a curated record.
CAACCAACCGCAGGCCACCACACAAGCUGCGGGCACACUGGCUACAGUGAUGGAUGUCGUAGCUGGAGAGCACAUCCCACCUCUGGGAAGCACCACUGCUGAGCUGGUGUCCAUCAGGAAUGAGGCCAGUACCAAAGCCACAGCAGGCACUGCCAUCCCAGAGACCAAGGACACACCAGAGGGGCUCAGCGUGAGUCUGUCCCCCCAUGCAGCUCUCAAUGACCCUGAUGGUCCCUCUCCAAGGCCCUCUCCACGCUCCAUGGGCUCUCUGCUCCCUCAGACUCUCUCAACAGGCCUUGGGACCACCACAGCAGAGGCAGCUGCAGGCAGAUCUCCUUCAGCCACUCCCAGCAUGGCCAUGCAUUUGUUCUUCACGGGCACCAGUGGAGCAAAGCCAGACAGGGCCCCUCAAGCUGCUGCUGCUGCACCACUACCUUCCAUUGCUGCGUUUGGCAUCGGAACUGUGCCAGCUACCCAUCAAUCCUCCUUUGUUAGCAACACUUCAAUUAGUGAAGCAGGGAUGGGAUCAGCAUCACUGGCCAGUGGCAGAGCCACCACAAUGCUGGGGGACACCGAAGCCACCCUGCCUCUGCCUGAUACACACCCCAGCGACAGCCAGCCAGGUCCCACAGCAGGCUUAACAACCCCAGGAAUUGGUGUCACACCCAGAUCUGCACUAACCCCAGUGCUCUGGGCUGGGCCCCAAAUUGUGGAAGCUCCAGGGACAGAGAUGCCAACACCCAACACUGCACCAGGCACUGGCAGAGCUGUAUCAGAUACCUCUGGGGGACCCAGAGCAGUCACUGUCCCCAUGGCACCACAAGCAGACGUCCCCCCUCUCCUGGAAGGCAGAGCCAAUGUAGGGAUGGCUCUGGAGGUGUCCCCAUCCAGCAUCCCCCAAGAGAUGGCAGCAGUCACAUCCCCACUGUCCCUGGCUGCCCCAGUGCAAGCAAUGGGGGCUUUGGGCGACCCCCAGCCCAAUGGCAGCGCCACAGGGCAAGCAAUGGGGAUGGGGUUUCUGGAGGUGAGCACAGAGGAGAACCCAGGUGCCAGUGCAGCAGGGCCAGCUCCCAGCCACGCAAUUGUCACUGCCAAGCCAUCACCAGAGCCACCUGCCACUGAGGACAAGCCCACUGCUGGGAUCACCUCGCUGGCUGUUGGCCACACAAGUGUGCGGAAGGUUACAGCAGCAUCCUGGACAGGUGCCACAGGCACCACUGCCCAUGUGGACACCACCAGCUCUGAGAGCAGCACCAAGGGUGCAGCACUCUCAGCCAGCACCAGCAGCACCCAUGUCCCUGAUUCCAACGCCAGUGGCACAAACCUGGCCACCAUGCCGGCCACCACACCAUCCACCAGCACAUUCCCCAGCAACGCUAACCUGCCAACCACCUCAAGAGGCUGGGAGACCUUUGUGACCAGGGUCACCACAGCCAUACCACCUGCCACAGCACGGGCCACCAGCACCAGCAGUGCCCCAUCCCUUGCUGUAACACACAGCGAGACAAGCAGAGGUGGGCAGCCUGUCCCAUCCCCAGCAGCACGUAUCCCCUUGGUGGAGACAACUCUUGGGCCCUGGGUCCUUGGUCCCAGCAUUGCUGUUGCAGUGUCUGGUUCUCCCCUCCCCAGCCUGCACAGCCCAACAGAGGAGGCCACAACAGCCCCCUUGUCCCUGCUUGGUGUUGGUGCAACUGUGGUGGCAGCAGCUGGGCAGGCUCCCACCGAGUCAGCAGCAGGCACCACUUCUCCUACAUCCAUCGGCUACCACGACAUGGGACAAGCAGCGAGCACGUCACCUCCUGCCUUCCAGACACCUCCAGGGACACCUGCCUGGAAGGAGAAAACAGCCAUCAGCACAGGCAGCACCACUGCCACCACUGCAGGGAACACCAUGGCCAGCACCACAGGCAGCACCACUGCCACCACUGCAGGGAACAUCACUGCCACCACUGCCACCAGUGCAAGGAACAUCACUGCCACCACUGCCACCAGUGCAGGGAACAUCACUGCCACCACUACCACUGCCACCACUACAGGGAACAUCACUGCCACCACUGCCACCAGUGCAAGGAACAUCACUGCCACCACUGCCACCAGUGCAAGGAACAUCACUGCCAGCACUGCCACCACUGCAGGGAACAUCACUGCCACCACUGCAGACAGCACCACUGCCACCACUGCAGGAGGCACCAUGGCUAUUUCAUCCACAGCCCCAGUGAGCCCAGCCGAGGAAGUGGGAAGUCUCCCAGCCCCAGACACCACGGCACCAGUGACACCACCAGCCACCACCCUGUUUCAUGCCUUUGGGACACAGAGAGGACCAUCCACCGAGCUGAGUACAUCUGCCCACACCACCACUGGGCACAGAACUCCUGCACCUGAGCCCCAGCCCACCCAUGAGCUUAUCAAGCCAGCAACUUCACUCUACCCCUUUGGUGUGGAAGGAGGGGACCAAGAGUAUGUCCAGAGGAUGGUGGAUUUUAACUCACCCCUGUUCAAGCCAGAAAUUGGAUUUCCCAUUGGGAAGUCACUGCGAGAUGCUCUCUAUUUUACAGAUAACGGACAGAUCAUUUUUCCACCCACGGACAACUAUGUCCCAUCCAACCCCAACCCCCCUCCCCGGGGCUUCACUGCCUGGGAGAGCUUGCCAAUGGUGGCUGCCUUUUGGGAUGAUGCAGACUUUUCCAAAGGUGUUGGCACUACUUGGUACCAGGAGUACUCUACACUCAGCUCUACCCAAGACCCCGUUGUCCUAGAUGUGGAAGCAAAGAUUGAGAAAUACCUAAAAAUCCCCUAUGUAGCAAAAUGGACCCUGAAGGUGACGUGGGAGAAAGCUCCAGCAUACCCAUCCCGGAGGGAUGACACUCAGACGAGCACCUACCAGGCAGUGCUCACCACGGAUGGGAACCGCUCCUUCGCCCUGCUGCUCUACCAGGACGGUGGGAUGCGCUGGGACUACACCAGGCUGGCUGCAGCCAACGUGCUGAUCGGCUUCUCCAGCGGCAAUGGCUAUGCCCAAAACAACGAGCUGACUCAGAAGCCACCAGCUGUCAAGUACCGACCAGACCAGCACAGCAGCACCGGCUCCGAUGUGCGUGGGCUGUGGAUUUACAGACUGGACAGUCGCUCCCGGGUGAAUUACAGGCUGCAGUGCCUGGCGUGGCUGGACACAGAGCCAGCACCGGCCACCUGGAACAGCCAGCUGCCACCAUGCCCCUGCUCCCGGCCCCAGGCAGAGCUGGAUCCCCGCUACCACUGGAGCAGAGGCCCAGCAGACACCUCCGUGAGGAUGCUGCGCACUGCGUCCCCCAGCCCAGCUGGAGCUGGGGUACGAUGUCUGUACCAAGGUGGGAGCUUGCUCGAAGGCUGGCAGGAGAGAGCAUGGAGCCUCCCCUUCCACGCUGCCACUGACAGGGAGCUGGAAGCGUUCGACUGGUGCUGCCGGCGUGUGGAGAAGCCCCUGUUCUGUGCCAAGUUUGCUGAGAAGAGACCAAGGGUUGGCUGUGAAGGAUAUGUGCCACCCACCCCCGCUGGUGCCUUUGGUGACCCUCACAUCACCACCCUGGAUGGACUCACCUACACCUUCAAUGGGCUCGGGGACUUUGUCCUGCUGCUGGCCAGUGAUGCCCAGACCAGCUUCGUUUUGCAUGGGCGCACAGUACAGACUGGCAUGGCCCAGGCUACCAACUUUGUGGCCUUUGCUGCCCAAUACAUCUCCACCACCACCACAACAGUUGAGUGGACCUUGGGGAGCCAGGAUGACAUCAAAGUCCUCCUGAACAACAAAAACAUCCAGUUUUCCUAUUCCCAAGACCUGGGUGACGAGGUCUACUACAGCCCUGGUGUCCUGCUAGUCAACGCCUCCUCUGUCACGGCCGUCUUCGAUGGGACCAUCGCUGUCUCUGUCUCGGCCACCUCUGGGAUCCUCAGCGUGGUCUGCAGCCUGCCCGUCUGGUACUGCAACAGCACCAGGGGCCUCCUGGGUGUGUGGGACCAUGACCCUGCAGAUGACUUCCAGAUGCCAAAUGGUACCAGCAUCCCUGUGAACAGCAGUGAGGAGGAGAUCUACAGCUAUGGGAUGACCUGGGCUGUCAGGGAGCACAGCCUGUUCACUCAGCCUCUGGACUCACCAGCACUGAACUUCACACCCUUCUUCUUGUCUCGGCUGCGGCAGGAGAAUGAAAGUCAGUACGAGCUGGCAGCCUUGCAGUGUCACGGCAGCAAGGAGUGCAUCUAUGAUUCACUGAGCACAGGGAACUUGGCCCUGGGCCUGGCCACCCAGAGCCUUGCAGCUGACUUCCAGCAGAGGAAGACAGCACUCAAUGCCUUCCCUCCUGUCAUCACUGGUGAUGCAUCAAUCACAGCCUUCAGGACAGAGAAGGUCAGAAGGCAGUACCAUGCCUUGGGGGCGGGUGCACGCUUCAUUCCCCACCUCUCACCAGAGCUCAACAUAUCUGAGAACGGCACCCUCAUAUGGGAGCCCCGUGGGAUAGCCCCAUUCACCAUCAACCUCGAGGCUGUUGGCUCCAACAACAUCUCUGCACUCCUCCAGCUCCGCUUCACCCUCUGCGGGUGCAGCAGGAGCCAGGACUGUGACUACAGCAACACUGUCACUCUCAGGGAAUCUUCCCUGCAGCUGGCAGCCUGCAGAUGCGAGAGCGGCUACUCAGGUGCCUUCUGCCAGGACCCUCCGGACCCCUGCUCCCAGGGAUGCUUCCCUGGGGUGGGAUGUGACCCUUUCAGUGGCUGUGGCCCCUGCCCGGCUGGCCUGACAGGGGAUGGAGAGCACUGCUCAGAUAUCGAUGAGUGCACACAGGGGACCGAGUGCCCGGGGAACAGCACCUGCACCAACACUGUAGGCAGCUAUGUCUGCUCCUGCCUGGCCAGUGAGCAGGGUGAGAGGCCAGGCUGUGGCUCAGCCUGUGGCUACCACUCCUGCCCUGAGGGCUACUGCAGCAACGGGGGACGCUGCCACCUUCACCCCAUCACUUGUGCCCCCACCUGCACCUGCCCCCCAGCUUUCACCGACCAGCGCUGCCUGGUGGCAGGGGGGGAUUUUCAGCCAUUGCCCAGCUCAGGUCUCCCUCGGAGAAGCAUCCAGAUGAGAAUCAAGGCACUGCAAAACACCACUGCUGAGGAAGUCAACAGCACUGUCUCAGCCAUCCUGGGCUCCCUGGAGGUAAAGGCUUUCCAGAGCAACACCAACAUCACCCAGAUGACAGACAGCGAUGGCUUCACCUUCGUGGUGGUUUCCGAGUUUGCCUAUGACAGCCGCGGGACCGUCAUCCGCUUCCUGAACGAGGAGCUGCCCGCAGCCAUCGCCGGCGCCUUCAACGGGCGGCGGGGGCGGCGGGAGGCGGGCACGGGGCUGCUCUUCCACCGCCUGCACCGGGACAACAUCACUGACCUGGUGAAGCUGACAGUGGAUGAGCUGAGGGACUAUUUCCCCUGCACUCUGUACGGCUACAAAGGCUACCAGCUCCACUACAUGGGCACCAUCGGCUUCGUCUGCAUCUCCCCCUGCAAGAUGGGCUACUGCCAGCACGGUGGCCAAUGCCAGCACCUGCCCGAGGGGCCCACGUGCAGCUGCCUGCCCUUCUCCAUCUACUCUCCAGCUGGCCUCCAGUGUCAGUGGCUGGCCAUCAGCCUGGCUGCCUUCCUCGGCAUCCUGCUGGGAGCCCUGGCUCUGCUCUGCCUCCUGUUUGCCAUCGCCUGCCUGGCCCUGCACCUCUGCCGCCAGCACCGCCGCCGGCACCAGGGGGCCAAGGAGACCUUGUGGAGGACACGGCCCUUCUCCUCUUUAACGAUGGCAGGAGAACAAGCAGAGCCCACCAUCUCCCACUCCCUGGAAAGGCAUUGGAAACUGCAGCUUCAGGCCAUUGACCCCUCAGCCCAGAUAAGAAUCCAGAGACCCCAUGUUAUGCCUCCAAGCCAGUCCCCCCAGCAGCCCUAACCUGCCACCAGUCCUUUUCUGGCACCUCCAGACUCACAGAGGAGCCAGACACUGCUGCCUGCUCCAAUGCUUGCUCUCGAGGUCUCCAGCAGCAGCAACACAUGGAAGCAGGGGACAGGCAGCUGCCAUCUGGGUUCUGGGAGGAUUCUGGAGGAGGUGAUUUUUUGAAUGUGUGUUUAUGUUGGGUGACCAAAGCAGGAGGAUUUCACCUUCCCCCGAGGACCUGCAGAGACUCCUGGAUCAUCCUUGAAUGUGUCUGCACUGGGGGUAUGUGCUAGUGCAAUAUAACCAGACCCUGCAGAUUCCCUGAGAGCAGGGUCAGGUGGGGCAAUGCAGUGAUUGUAAUCCCUUAGGAACCAAAUAGAAUAAACCAAAAAUGUUGGCUUGCUGUUAAA